This is a messenger RNA of Pochonia chlamydosporia 170, 1077 nucleotides long. RefSeq names its product mitogen-activated protein kinase sty1. The record is from RefSeq and is a predicted model, not a curated record. NCBI's taxonomy places the organism in Eukaryota, Fungi, Ascomycota, Sordariomycetes, Hypocreales, Clavicipitaceae. Gene Ontology annotation, molecular function: MAP kinase activity; ATP binding. The transcript has 9 exons. Bases 1 to 1077 code for a protein of 358 amino acids. Gene Ontology annotation, cellular component: nucleus; cytoplasm. Gene Ontology annotation, biological process: osmosensory signaling pathway; protein phosphorylation; cellular response to oxidative stress.
AUGGCCGAGUUCGUGCGCGCCCAAAUCUUCGGCACGACGUUCGAAAUUACAUCCAGAUAUUCUGACCUCCAACCCGUUGGUAUGGGAGCGUUUGGUUUGGUUUGCUCUGCACGAGAUCAGCUCACAAACCAAAAUGUCGCUGUCAAGAAGAUUAUGAAGCCGUUCAGCACUCCGGUUCUCGCAAAGCGAACAUACCGCGAGUUGAAGCUCUUGAAGCACCUCAAACACGAAAAUGUCAUUUCACUUAGUGACAUCUUCAUUUCUCCGUUGGAAGACAUCUACUUUGUCACCGAGCUUCUUGGAACAGAUUUACACCGCCUCUUGACCUCGCGACCACUUGAGAAACAGUUUAUCCAGUACUUUUUGUAUCAGAUCAUGAGAGGCCUGAAAUAUGUCCACUCGGCUGGUGUUGUCCAUCGUGACCUGAAACCUAGCAACAUUCUCGUCAAUGAAAACUGCGACUUGAAGAUUUGCGAUUUUGGACUCGCGCGAAUUCAAGACCCUCAAAUGACGGGUUACGUCUCGACACGAUAUUACCGAGCACCAGAAAUCAUGCUCACGUGGCAAAAAUAUGAUGUCGAAGUAGAUAUCUGGAGUGCAGGCUGCAUUUUCGCUGAGAUGCUGGAGGGCAAGCCGCUAUUCCCCGGCAAAGACCAUGUCAAUCAGUUCUCCAUCAUCACAGAGCUCUUGGGAACCCCGCCUGAUGACGUUAUUAAUACUAUUGCUAGUGAGAACACGCUACGUUUCGUCAAAUCUUUGCCCAAGCGAGAACGUCAGCCACUGAAGAACAAGUUUAAGAACGCUGACGCUCCUGCGAUCGAUUUGCUCGAGAAGAUGCUCGUCUUUGACCCCAAGAAACGGAUAACAGCUACCGAAGCUCUGGCGCAUGAAUAUCUUGCCCCAUAUCACGACCCGACCGACGAGCCUGUAGCCGAGGAAAAGUUUGAUUGGAGUUUCAACGACGCAGACCUACCCGUUGACACAUGGAAGAUCAUGAUGUAUUCUGAAAUUCUUGACUACCACAACGUGGAGGCCGGUGUUGCCACCAUGGAGGGUCAAGAGUUCAACGGGCAAUAG